Messenger RNA from Melitaea cinxia (Glanville fritillary), 713 nucleotides. RefSeq names its product EF-hand calcium-binding domain-containing protein 1-like. Lineage: Eukaryota; Metazoa; Arthropoda; Insecta; Lepidoptera; Nymphalidae. The transcript is spliced from 5 exons. The coding region runs from base 1 to 669 and encodes 222 amino acids. The record is from RefSeq and is a predicted model, not a curated record. Gene Ontology annotation, molecular function: calcium ion binding.
AUGUCUGCUUCAUUGGAUUCAGCGCUGGACCCCAUGGAGGAAAUAAGAUUCAGGAAGAAACAUAGUUCCAUGUGGAUGGAACUACAGAAAGAAACGCAUUUCACGUUUGAUGAAUUAGAAAAAAUAAUGGUCAUAUUCUUCAAAAUUCAAAAGCGCGAUGAAAAGCCCGCAGCCAGUGACUUAAUUUCCAGAGCUCAUUUUCGAGACGUUCUACAUACCGGUCUAGGCAUGACGGAUGCCUAUAUGAUGGAGCGAGUGAUGGUCGCUCUUGAUCGAGGCACUUCUCCCUAUGUAACGAUGGCAACCUUUGCUAAAGCUAUGUCUUUGUAUCUGCGUGGCAGUUUGGAAGAAAGAAUAACGUAUGCUUUUACGUGUUACGAUUUGUUAGGUGAAGGACAUUUAAGAAGGGAAACAAUGUACCAGUUAAUGAAAAAAAGCAUAGCUAAGGCUUCAAGAGAUGAUGACGUUGAGGAGGCGGUUAAGGAAUUCGUUGACAUCAUGCUUAAGCGAAUGGAUGCUGAUUUAGACGGCGUGAUAAAUUUUCAAGAUUUUCAUACGUCGGUAACAAAAACACCCUCCUUGCUUGAGAGUUUAGGCUACUGUCUUCCAGAAAGGCCUGCCGUGUACGCUUUUCUAACGACAUGGUGUCCAACUUGGGGUAAAAUGUGAAUAAUAAAGAGGCUGUUUGAUAAAAAAUAAAAUUUUAAUAUCUU